Molecule: messenger RNA, 2818 nt
Organism: Zonotrichia leucophrys gambelii
Lineage: Eukaryota; Metazoa; Chordata; Aves; Passeriformes; Passerellidae
Product: rap1 GTPase-activating protein 1-like
Exons: 24
Coding region: 328-2331 (667 amino acids)
Biological process (GO): activation of GTPase activity; regulation of small GTPase mediated signal transduction
Cellular component (GO): cytoplasm
Molecular function (GO): GTPase activator activity
Source: RefSeq, a predicted model, not a curated record
CCUGCAGGUCUGAGAUUAGAAGCGCAGGGAGCAGGAUGUGGAUGUACAGAACUGCCUGUCUUCCACCUCUGGAGCUGCCAGUCUGUCCCCUUCUGCCAGGGCAAAUCUUCUCUGCUUAAGAGCACAGCUGCUCCACAGGCUGGCAGUUCAAUCGACAAUGAUCUCUAGUUUCAAGUGUGACAGCACCGACCUGCUCGAUCUCCAUUCAGCUGCAGGAAGUCUGAGGAGGCGGUGCAGGGUUUUAGUGAUGUUAUAGACUCUCCCACUGAAGGCUUUCCAUGUGUCCUCACUCCUGCUGUCCCCAACAAGACUGUGGACUUGUUUGAGAUGAUUGAAAAAAUGCAGGGGAGUCGUCUGGAUGAACAAAGGUGUUCCCUUCCAGCUCCUCUCAAGACAGAAGAGGAGUAUAUUCCUUAUCCCAGCAUCCAUGAGGUAUUACAGAAAGGGUGGCCAUAUCCUCUCAUUAUCCUACCCCAGUUUGGGGGUUACUGGAUUGAAGGGACCAGCCACAACCUCUCCAGCUUGAGUCCAACUCUGUCUGAUGUACCCUUUUCCUGGAGUGGUAAAGUGAAACUGGAAAGUGACCCUACAGCCAAGCUGUACCGCAAACAUUUUCUGGGAAAGGAGCACCAGAACUUUUACUCCAGUGACAUGUCCUUGGGCUACCUAGUACUUUCUGUGAAGUAUGAACAGAUUGAGAAACAGGAAAAUCUCCGCCUGUUGCUGAGGACUCGUACUGGCACCAAACAUGAUCUUAUUCCAAUUUCCUGUCUGAAUGAAUUUCCCAAUGCUGUUCAGAUGGCAAAGCUACUGUGUGAGGAUGUGAACGUUGAACGCUUCUUUCCUGUCCUCUAUCCCAAGGCUUCACAGCUUAUUGUUGCAUUUGAUGAACACGUCAUAAGCAAUAACUUCAAAUUUGGGGUCAUCUACCAAAAACCUGGACAGACAACUGAAGAAGAAGUCUUCAGUAACACAGUAGAGAGUCAGGGUUUCCUGGAGUUCCUGGAUUUCCUUGGUGACAAGAUUCAGCUGCAGGAUUUCCGUGGGUUCCGGGGAGGCUUGGAUGUUACCAGAGGUCAAACAGGCACCGAGUCAGUCUAUACAAAUUUCCGGGGGAAGGAGAUCAUGUUUCACGUGUCCACAAAGCUGCCCUUCACUGAGGGAGAUUCCCAGCAGCUUCAGCGGAAGCGUCACAUUGGGAAUGAUAUUGUAGCCAUCAUUUUCCAGGAUGAAAGCACACCUUUUGUCCCUGAUAUGAUUGCUUCUAAUUUCCUUCAUGCUUAUGUGGUAGUUCAGCUCACUCAUAGCACCACUGGGGACACUCUCUACAAGGUUUCAGUCACAGCCCGAGAUGAUGUCCCCUUCUUUGGACCGCCGCUGCCAAAUCCAGCCAUAUUUAAAAAGAGUGCAGAGUUUCGUGAAUUCCUUCUGGUCAAGCUCAUCAACGCCGAGUACAGCUGCUACCGAGCUGAGAAAUUUGCUAAAUUAGAGGAAAGAACACGGAGUGCCCUCUUGGAGAGCCUUUUUGAGGAGCUGCAGCUUCGCAGCCGCAGCAUGAUGGGGUUGCCUGUAGGGGAGGAUGACAAGAUAGAGAAUGGCAGUGGGGGCUUCCUCGAGAACUUCAAGCGGGUGAUCAGAGGCCGCAGCCAGAGCCUGGAUACCAUGGGGAUAUCCAUGAGAAAGCAGCAGCCAGCCACCCUGCCCAGCCGCCCAGCUACAGCUGGCCUUGCCCUCAGCCAGAGUGUCGCCGAGGGCCCUAAGGCCAUUGCUGCGUCUUUUGCCUUGCCUGGUAGGAGCCCAUCCCGUACUCGAGCCAGCCGCUUCCACGGGCGACGGAGUAGUGCCAUUGGCAUUGAAAACAUACAGGAGGAAAAGAGAGAUACCACAGAGAGAAUACAAAGGGUGUUGGACAGUCCAGGAACUUUCUUUGACCUGAAGUCUGAUGGAUCAUCUAGUCCCAGCUCUCCAGAGUUCCCCAGCAGGAAGAGCAAAAUGCUCAGGAGUCAGACUUCAGGAUACUGUGUGAUGCAGCCACUCUCACGUUCAUCAUCCAGUGUAAGCAGUUGUUGUAGUGGAUUGAGGGAAAAUGGAACAUCUGAGGAAGAGGAGAAUGACAGGGAGCUGACGUGCUCACUUAAGGGCCCUCCAAAACAGGAUUCAAUGGUUCAGAGUAUGUGGCUGGAUGACAGUGACUGCACACCCAGUACUUCUAGCACACCAGGAAGCAGGUUGCUUCCUUCCAGCAGUGUUGCUGGCUCCACUGGAAAAGGAAAAAGCAGCAAAGCAGAGGCUCAACACCAUAAUCCAGCCUCCAUUUUGUGCUGUGUGUGAUGUCAGCGCUGGAGCACUGUCUGCUGCACACACGGUGAGGAGCACAGACUACAUGCUUGGAAGUCCCUCACAGCCAUAUCCAAAUCACCUUUGGAUAGGCAGCAAUUAGGGCAUCCUUGAGGAAGCAAACCAGAGUCUACUUCAGUUACCAGCUGAACCUACAGUGGUGUUCACAACCAUCCUCCAAAGACAUUCCUGUAAAACCUGGAUUAGUUAAAAACCCCUGCAAGGUUUGGGGUUGGUGCCCACAAAUGCACGUGUAUGGUGGUUUCCUCAAACAUCAGUCACUGCAGGUGUACCAAAUAUUGUCCAGGAUGGGGACAGUUCCUUUUAAAAUACUUGAUUGACUCGCUAGGCUCUUCUUUAGGCUUGAAUUGUGUCCUUCCCAGCUGCCAUGAUGCAAAGUAAAAGGAAGCAUUAAUAUCUUAGCCUUCUUAUGUCUAUGUAGUACACUGGACUUAAAAUAAAAGGAAAUGUGGCCAGCUUC